CUCCCUCUCGCCAUCUCCCAAUUGUGAGAAAUGAAAACAAUGUAGAGUAUUCCAAGGCCAGACCCGGUCUACAUGUAGAUAAAGUGCAGGUUUUCCCAGGCUAUAAGAAACAACAGCUAUUUCCUUCCCUCCAUUGCGCUCGUGCCGGACAUCGCAGCCAACGGGACGAGCAUCUCUCUGCUCCGUGCAGGACCGAGACAAAGCAUCGGCAAAGCAAAUCCCCCUCCCCCCCACCUCUAACCGCAGACAUGUCUCUGGGGCUGCUUGUGACACUUGCGCUGGUUGCUUGUCAUCCAGGAAAAGCGUCCGUCCUCCAUCCUUCACCUGAAGAACCAACGGAUGCUCAGUCUCCUCCGAUCGUCAGGGUGAACAGGUGCCUGGGAGAUCUACAUCAGAAGGUUCGCAGGGCCGUACUGGAUUCUCUGAACCUACAGAGCGAGCCACGCAUCUCCGUUCCCGGGAUGGUUCAGAUUCGAGAGCAGUGGAAAAGCGCCUUCAAAGCCACCAGAAACUCGAGCCCUGGAGAGCAAGACGGCAACACGCCACUACCAUCAUCCACUUCUGAGAAUUCAACCCAACUCCAGUGCUGCAAGUUGGCCUCACAGGUUUUUAUUAAAGACCUGGGCUGGGACGAGUGGAUCAUUUACCCUGAGAGCUUCACCUUUGUCCAGUGCACCGCAUGCGUCCCAGAGCUGAAUCAGCGCGUGUUUACCUGCAGAGAUGAUGACCCCGCGACACAGGAUCCUCCCUCACCGGCCCCAUGCUGCCAGGUGACCUCGCUCGACCCCGUGCCCUUCCUUUACCUGGAUGAAACCAGCUCCCUUUUCCUGAGCUCCGUCCCCCUCCCCCGCGAAUGCGGCUGCAGCCAUGACGACGGUGACCCCCGGGCCCUUCAACCGUGACACCAGCACCACCCGUACACGUGCCUCCCCUUACCUCUUUCACGUCACGCAGGUCUGUCGCCGUCAGGAUACUACAAUGAAAUUCCAAAAGUUUAACACUGAGCAGCUUUUUUAUCUUUACAUUUUUUUAUAACAAAUACAAAUAAAAAUCAUAUAUUGUGAGUGUCUGAUAUUUCACAGAGAUCUUUCCUUCGGUGGUCUUUCCCUUCGACGUUCCCCAAAGGGUCAAAUAGUUCACCUAAUAAAUCUCACUGAAAGUUUUAUUCACAUGACUGUUUUGCUUUUUUUUAUUAUUAUUAAAUAUGCAUAGCUUCAUAACUUCAUAGCCGGACUCUGGAAAGGGAUUAGAUAACAGCUACGGGGUGUUCCUUGCAAAAAUGUGGGCAGCGAAGCGAGUCUACCCGAGCCAGACGUCUCCCCGUGCGGGCCUCCCGGAUCUGAAUAAACAUCAUGACCCUAGUGUGUUAAGCGAGCGGUGCAGAAAAAAAGGGCAUAUUUUGUAUUUCAUGUCUUUCCACGUAGGUUUCAAGGCUGGCGUGCAGCUGUGCCCCGCUGUUGUUUUACUCUUCUUAGAAAAGGAGCACGUUCGGGACAUUUUGAUUAUUUAGUAUAUAUUUAAGAGCUUGUAGUUCUACAGCAGGUCCAUUUCGUCCCGUACCUGAGAUUAAAGCUGCGUCCUGUUUUUUUUAUUUCUUCCUUGUCAGUCCACCUUCCCUAAACUCACAUGGUCUUAUAAUUAUGGACUGUAUUAUAUACACUGACCGAGCACAUGCUGCACAUUCAUUCUUAUUUACACUGUGUUUUACUGCAUUAUUGCAUUACUGCAUGUUUUAUGCUUGUUUGCAAAUCACCAAAGCAAUAUCUACACCAGUAAUGUUUCACAUGUAUUUCACUAAAUAAAAGCUUCAUGCAAUAUUC
Messenger RNA from Clarias gariepinus (North African catfish), 1820 nucleotides. It is a transcript of the gene gsdf, whose product is annotated as gonadal somatic cell derived factor. NCBI's taxonomy places the organism in Eukaryota, Metazoa, Chordata, Actinopteri, Siluriformes, Clariidae. The record is from RefSeq and is a predicted model, not a curated record. Gene Ontology annotation, cellular component: extracellular region. The coding region runs from base 249 to 902 and encodes 217 amino acids. Gene Ontology annotation, biological process: BMP signaling pathway; SMAD protein signal transduction. Gene Ontology annotation, molecular function: growth factor activity; cytokine activity. The transcript is spliced from 5 exons.